This is a messenger RNA of Erigeron canadensis, 1804 nucleotides long. RefSeq names its product UTP--glucose-1-phosphate uridylyltransferase. Bases 142 to 1572 code for a protein of 476 amino acids. The record is from RefSeq and is a predicted model, not a curated record. Gene Ontology annotation, molecular function: UTP:glucose-1-phosphate uridylyltransferase activity. Gene Ontology annotation, cellular component: cytoplasm. Gene Ontology annotation, biological process: UDP-alpha-D-glucose metabolic process; glycogen metabolic process. The transcript has 21 exons. Lineage: Eukaryota; Viridiplantae; Streptophyta; Magnoliopsida; Asterales; Asteraceae.
UUGCCACCUGUUCAAUUACAUAUACCCUCCUCACUUCUAUUACAAUUCUAAUUUUUAGCCUCCGAUCAAUCAAAUUAAAUUCUCAGUCAUUCAUUUAUUCUCUAGAUCUAUCUAUCUAUCUAUCGAUCACAUUUAUUACUAAUGGCUUCUUCUGAUGCCGAGAAACUAAACAAUCUCAAAUCUGCUGUCUCCAAUCUCUCUCAGAUCAGUGAUAAUGAGAAAUCUGGAUUCAUCAACCUCGUCUCACGCUAUCUCAGUGGUGAAGCACAACAUGUUGAUUGGAGUAAGAUCCAAACACCAACCGACAAGAUCGUAGUUCCUUAUGAUCGCCUAUCACCUUUAACUGAAGAUGCUGCUCAAACCAAGGCUCUAUUGGAUAAGCUUGUGGUGCUAAAACUUAAUGGUGGUUUGGGGACAACUAUGGGAUGUACUGGUCCAAAGUCCGUCAUAGAAGUCAGAAACGGAUUAACCUUCCUAGACUUGAUUGUCAUUCAACUUGAGUCACUCAACAAGAAAUAUGGUUGUAAUGUACCUUUGCUUCUAAUGAACUCAUUCAACACACAUGAAGAUACUCAGAAGAUCGUGGAAAAGUAUGCUGGUUCAAAGAUCGAGAUUCACACUUUCAAUCAGAGUCAGUAUCCUCGUUUGGUUGUUGAUGAAUUUCUGCCACUGCCAUCGAAAGGGGAAACUGGCAAGGAUGGAUGGUACCCCCCAGGGCAUGGUGAUGUUUUUCCAUCCUUGAUGAACAGUGGGAAACUCGAAGCACUAUUGUCACAGGGCAAGGAAUAUGUUUUCAUUGCCAAUUCUGAUAACUUAGGAGCUGUAGUGGAUUUGAAAAUUUUGAAUCACUUGAUCCAGAACAAGAAUGAGUACUGCAUGGAGGUAACACCCAAAACAUUGGCCGAUGUGAAGGGUGGGACUCUAAUUUCUUACAACGGGAAAGUUCAGCUUCUUGAAAUUGCACAGGUUCCUGAUGAGCAUGUCAAUGAGUUUAAAUCAAUUGAUAAAUUCAAAAUCUUCAACACCAACAACUUGUGGGUUAACUUGAAUGCAAUUAAGAGACUUGUGCAAGCAGAUGCGCUUAAGAUGGAGAUCAUUCCAAAUCCGAAGGAAGUCAAUGGAGUGAAAGUUCUUCAGCUAGAAACAGCUGCCGGUGCUGCAAUUAAGUUCUUUGAUAAUGCAAUUGGCGCUAACGUUCCUCGAUCUCGAUUUCUGCCGGUGAAAGCCAGUUCAGAUUUACUUCUAGUGCAGUCGGAUCUAUACACAGAAACAGAUGGCUAUGUGAUCCGCAACCCAGCUAGGACAGAUCCAGCAAAUCCUACAAUUGAAUUGGGUCCUGAAUUUAAGAAGGUUGGAGACUUUUUGAAGCGCUUCAAGUCCAUCCCCAGCAUUAUUGAGCUUGAUAGCUUGAAGGUUUCUGGUGAUGUAUGGUUUGGAUCUUCUGUUGUUCUUAAGGGUAAAGUGGUGGUUGCUGCAAAGGCUGGAGAGAAGCUGGAAAUUCCAGAUGGAGCCGUAAUUCAAAACAUGGUGAAUUUUAUAUCAAAAGAGGUGCAUGCUGCUGGAGAUAUCUAAAGCGGUUAUGAUUUGUUGUGACAGAGGUUACUUUCAAGUUGGCGGCUUGUUAGUAAUAAUAAUUACGUAUAAGAUAUUUUUGUUAGAAUAAACGUACAAUUUGAUUUUAUCACAUCACAUGUGGCUUUUAAGAGCUUCAGUUAUAAGUUUUGUACACAAAUAUAUGCUCCCAUACCGUAUAUGAAUUGCUUUUCUCGAGUUUCAAGGUAUCUCGGCAACUUUCAUUUAAAAA